This is a messenger RNA of Sugiyamaella lignohabitans, 1836 nucleotides long. RefSeq names its product Rex3p (gene REX3). Gene Ontology annotation, cellular component: nucleus. The record is from RefSeq and is a predicted model, not a curated record. Gene Ontology annotation, molecular function: exonuclease activity; nucleic acid binding. Bases 1 to 1836 code for a protein of 611 amino acids. NCBI's taxonomy places the organism in Eukaryota, Fungi, Ascomycota, Dipodascomycetes, Dipodascales, Trichomonascaceae. The transcript has a single exon.
AUGUUCAAGACUUUGAAUGGACUAUUCUCAAAUAUAGAAUGUCCAUCAAUAAAGCAGGGCCAGAAAUGUGAACUUAUCAAUUGCUUCUUCUCGCAUGAGAGGCAGCGUCACCAUGAUACGUUGAGUCCAGAGGCGGAAAGUGCAAGGAAGAAACAGAAGACUGGAAAUGAGACUCGUUCUAGCAAUGAAGCAGGUGUGAAGUCUAAGAAUGACAAUGACAAUGGCAAUGGAAAUGAAAACGAAAAUGGAAACGAAAAUGGAAAUGGUAAAGACGAAUCCAGGCUGUUGGUAGCUGCUGGACAAGAUCCAAGAAGCAAUGCUCCUGGAGAGAAACUUUCGACGUCUAAACAAGAAUCUAUGAAAGCUGACUCAAUACGAUCUGUGAAAUUAGCUGAGACAACUGCCAAGGAGGCAGAACCCCAGCGGCUCUAUAAUAAACCGCCAUCAACAGCACCAAUAACCGCGCCAGUAACAGCAAAAGUGACCCAGCAUGCUCGCGAAGCGAGCACAACGGGGUCUGGGGCAGCGCCCCAGCCGCCGGAGGCAAGACCCAAUACCGAGAAGUUAGUUUUGAACCCAGCAAAUAGACCUAAAGAUGCCGAGAAUCUGAUUGUGAGACCACUUGUGACCAGUCCGGCCACCCAUCCUCAGCGAAUGUCGUACUUGAAGACAAUUUAUAGUACUCUAAUAUCCACCAGUAAACAUGCUCUGCCCAAGAAGCUGGCUAUUCACUUGGAACAUAAGACGGCGUCCACUAGUACGACAGUAUCGUAUCCGAUGAAUAUUCGCACGCUGGUCAAAAACAUCAGGGCUGGCCAUUACAGCGAAGAAAGUAUGGCUAAACGCAAACGAGCUAUUAAAAAGUCCACGAGUGAGCUGUAUCGAAACGAGCUCGAAAAGCUUAUAGUGCCUCCUGAAAUUCUGAAAACUCGCAGCUACGAAUUGACCCUUCCGCCAACGACUGGUAGACAGUUCGAUAGUGCAAUGCGAACGACUUGUGACCGGUGCGGGUCGCCGUUUCAGAUCAACAAUAAAGAACCCACGAUAUGUAGAUUCCAUCAGCUGAGAAGACUGUAUGAUCCGGUGAAAAAGAAGAGAAGCGAUAUAUUUCCAUGCUGCUCACAGCCAGUAGGUGAAAGCAAUGGCUGUUGUCAGACGACUCGACACGUCUUCAAAAUUGACGAUGCAGAAGUCCUAGCUUCUAUUAUCCCUUAUACCACAGCUCCACCUCAUCACACAUCCGAAAACAAUUCUACAGAGGGUCCUGCUACUACCGCGAGUGCCACUGCCAUGACUUCGAACAGUACAGAAACAUCUAACACCAAGUCACGACUGUUUGCUGCAGCAAUUGAUUGCGAAAUGGCGUACACAACUUUCGGGAUGGAGUUGAUCCGUCUGACUGUGGUAGACUGGGACACUGGCAAGACCGUGCUGGACAGAACAACAUAUCCAUAUGGCGACGUAAUAGAUCUCAACACGAGGUUCAGCGGAGUCCAUUCUCUCGAAGACGGGAUCACUGUCAACAACGUGAAAUACGAUACCAUCACCUUCAAAAAAGCCCGCGAGCUGCUGUUUGACUUUGUUGAUUCAGCCACGAUUCUCGUUGGCCACGGUCUAGAAAACGACCUUCGCUGCCUGCGACUCUGUCACACCCGAGUCGUCGACACUGCUCUCCGUUAUCCCGACCUCAAACCCACCCGAACACAUUCACUACGCGAGCUGGCCUUCACAUACCUGGGUCGCACCAUCCAGACCGGCGAACACGAUAGUAGCGAGGACGCUAUUGCUGCCAUGGAUAUCGUCAAGCAGAACAUCAAACGCGGUCUCGCUCGGUGA